Humulus lupulus (European hop) is the source of this 761-nucleotide messenger RNA. RefSeq lists its product as uncharacterized. Lineage: Eukaryota; Viridiplantae; Streptophyta; Magnoliopsida; Rosales; Cannabaceae. The transcript is spliced from 2 exons. The record is from RefSeq and is a predicted model, not a curated record. The coding region runs from base 6 to 512 and encodes 168 amino acids.
UACUCAUGGGUCAUGUUAUUAGCUUUGUAGACAAUGAUGUGGAAUUGGAGUUUGAAAGGGAAGAACGCGAGGAACCUCCCACAAAGCCCGAUGUAGCAGAUGGGCAUCCUCACGAGCAAGACCAGAAAGAGAUACCAACUCCAAUUAACACCCACCAUGAAAAGUUGUUAGCUGAUAUUGACACUUUGAAAAGUAACCAACAAAGAAUGGAGGAGAAGUUGGAUUAUCUAAUUGAAUUGGUGCUCUCGCAACAUAAAGGUAGUGAUUCUGAGGAUUCAGUAUCAGAUGAGCAUCUUGCUUCACCACACCGUACAUUUAUUAUGGAGCACGUUGUUGGAGAAGAUAGCCCUAGCUGUAAGGUGGUAUCUCCUGAAGAUAUGGCUGGGGUGGAAUUCAAGAGAAGGAGGGUUCCAACGAAAAGAAUUUUUGGUGCCGAGUUUACUGAUCCAACUAGGAAGAAAAAGAAAGCAAAGACAAUUGUAACUGAUCCUUGUGAAAUUAAUCCCCUAUAGCCAUAUGACGAAAAGCAAAUGAGACGUUUUAAGAAAUGGGUGAUUGGUUUAAAAAAGAAUGAUAAGCCUAUUUCUCUCUUGGCUGGUUCGUGCACAACGAAAUGGUUUAUUCAGCUACUUACACCACGUACAUGGCUGGACGGACUGCACAUUGAUGCAGCUUUAGGGUUGAUGAAAGAACGAGUGUACACUUACAAGAAGACUUACUCCGAAAGAUUCACCAUUGUGGAUUCUAUGUUCCAACAGUUC